Messenger RNA from Zymoseptoria tritici IPO323, 1569 nucleotides. RefSeq lists its product as uncharacterized. Gene Ontology annotation, molecular function: carbohydrate:proton symporter activity. The record is from RefSeq and is a predicted model, not a curated record. The transcript is spliced from 9 exons. NCBI's taxonomy places the organism in Eukaryota, Fungi, Ascomycota, Dothideomycetes, Mycosphaerellales, Mycosphaerellaceae. Gene Ontology annotation, cellular component: membrane. Bases 1 to 1569 code for a protein of 522 amino acids. Gene Ontology annotation, biological process: carbohydrate transport; transmembrane transport.
AUGGAAGGCUACCCGCUCGAAAUCGCAUUGACGACUGCCAACUCUGCUGCUCAAGCUUGGUAUGGCUACGAUCAGGCAACUGGAAUCCUGAUCAGCGACCAUUUCCUAGACCACUUUCCUCAAGUCAAAAAACCGGUGCUGGAGGGAACUUUCGUCAGCAUCUUCUCUCUCGGAAAUCUCCUGGGAUGCCUUGCAUCGGCGCUGUUCGGCGACAAGCUUGGUCGGAAGAACACUCUUCGGGUGGGUGCCGGCAUCAGCGCAGUCGGUGCUAUCCUCCAAUUCUCGGCGACGUCGUUUGUGCAGUUGAUGAUCGGAAGAGUCAUCAAUGGCAUUGGCAAUGGCAUGACAUCGUCGACAUGUGGCGUCUUCCAGGCCGAAGCGUCAAAGGGUUCUCGCAGAGGAAAGUUGUCCGUCAUCGUCGUCACUCACAAUGUCAUCUUCUACAUGUUGGGCAGCUGGUUGACAUUGGCCACCUCAUAUCUCGAUAAUGACGGGCAGUGGCGCAUACCUUUCGCUCUGCAGCUCUUGCCAGCCGGGUUCCUGGUCGGAUUUUUGUUCCUCGUUCCAGAAUCUCCGAGGUGGCUUCUACUGCGUGAUCGCCACGAGGAGGCCAUCGAAUCGCUCCGAAGAUAUCUCGGCAAAGGACUGACCGCCGAUGAUACAAUUGUUCAGGACGAGUACAAAUCGAUCCGAGGUGCUCUUGAGAUUGAACGACAGGCCAGUAUCUCCUUUAAGGAUGUCCUUCUUCGCAGAGAUCGCUCGAGCAAUCUUCGACGAAUGCUUCUCGGCAUGGGCACUCAAUUCAUGCAGCAAAUGGGCGGCAUCAAUGCUCUGAACUAUUACUUCUCGAUCAUCCUCGAGAACAACCUCGGCAUGAGCGAGCUGAUGGCCCGCGUCCUGACCGGCGUCAAUGCGACCACAUACUGCAUCUCCACAGCGUUGGCAUUCUGGAUUAUCGAAAGAGCUGGCCGAAGAUUCUUGAUGCUGCUGGGUCUUGGGUUGCAGGGCUUUGCGUACAUCAUGGUCUCCAUUGCAGUUGCGAAACUGCCGUCCGCCGAUCAGCAGUGGGGCGCUGUUGCCAUAACGUUCCUUUUCUUCUACUACGCUGCCUUUGGUUGCACCUGGGGCAUGGUUCCGUGGAUUUACCAGGCAGAAAUCAACUCGCUGUCGAUGAGAGUCCGAGGCGCAUCGGCAGCGACAUCGAUGAAUUGGCUUUUCGGAUUCGUCUGCACUCAGUUCACCUCAGUCGGCAUUCGCACCCUGGGAUACAAGUUCUACAUCAUGUUUGCGGUCUUCAACAUCGCCUUCUUGCCCGUGGUAUAUUUUCUGUAUCCGGAGACAUCCAAUAGAACAUUGGAGGAUUUGGAUGAUUACUUCGAUCGAGACUCGCCUCACAAGGCAAUCAUUCGUUUCGGAGACAAAGUGGCCAAGCAGCACAAACGGCCAGCAGAGGCGAUCGAAGCUGAAAGGCGGCGUAUUGAUCUUGCCACGGAGGUGCAAAAGAAGGGCAAGAAUGGGUCCGAUUCGACGUGGAUCGAGGAUGUUGUGGUUGAAAUGCCGGCGAAGUGA